Molecule: messenger RNA, 2146 nt
Organism: Lotus japonicus
Lineage: Eukaryota; Viridiplantae; Streptophyta; Magnoliopsida; Fabales; Fabaceae
Product: pectinesterase
Exons: 3
Coding region: 135-1835 (566 amino acids)
Biological process (GO): cell wall modification
Molecular function (GO): pectinesterase activity; pectinesterase inhibitor activity
Source: RefSeq, a predicted model, not a curated record
ACUAGUUCAUUUAUGCUCCAACUACCCUAUCUGUCCACCGCAUUCCCAUCAGUAUACCACUUCACGAACACUAUUAAUCUCAUCAGUCAUAGAGCUUGAUCCAGCUCCUAUCACUUAUUUUCUCCUUCUCCACGAUGUACAACCCCAUGAGGAAAAAAACAGCACCCUUCCUAACUCUUAUACCCAUUCUCACCCUUGUUUUCGUGGUCCUCAUCUUUUCAGUAACUCACAUCCAAAAAGCAACAAAACCACAAGCAACACACCACCUCCAUAUUCAAAAGCACAUCCAACUCCAAGUGGCACACUCCACAUGCGAAGGAACACUCUACCCAGAACUAUGCGUCUCAACUUUAUCCUCCUUCCCAGAUCUCACCUCAAAAUCCCUCCCACAAAUGAUUUGCUCUGCCCUCAACCACACCAUCGACGAGGUCAAAUUGUCCUCCUCCAACUGCAGCAGCAUCCAGAACCUCCGAAACCUCGACAAACUCGAGCAGAGAGCCCUCGACGACUGCCUCAAUUUAUUCGAUGACACCACCGCAGAGCUCAAAAGCACCAUUGCUGAUCUCUCUCAAACCACAGUAGGCUCCAAUGGCUACCAUCACUGUCAGACACUUCUUAGCGGCGCCAUGACAAAUGUGUACACUUGUCUCGACGGUUUUGCUUACAGUAAAGGGAGCGUGAGGAGCAAAAUACAGAAGGAGUUGUUUGACAUUAGCCAUCACGUGAGUAACUCACUCGCCAUGCUUAAGAAAGUUCCUGGAGUGAAGAGACAACUGUAUUCCAGUAAGUCUGAGACUUUCCCUGAAUAUGGUAAGUUGAAAGAUGGGUUUCCAUCUUGGGUUUCCCCUAAAGACAGGAAGCUACUACAAGCUGCCGUGAAUGAGACCAAGUUUGAUCUUGUGGUGGCUAAAGACGGCACCGGAAACUUCGCCACUAUAGGGGAAGCUGUGGCUGCUGCUCCUAACUCCAGCGCAACUAGGUUUGUUAUACACAUAAAAGCUGGGGCUUACUUUGAGAACGUGGAGGUGAUAAGGAAGAAGACGAAUGUGAUGUUUGUGGGAGAUGGGAUUGGAAAGACUGUUGUGAAGGCCAACAGGAAUGUCGUGGAUGGCUGGACCACCUUUCAAUCAGCUACUGUCGCUGUGGUAGGAGACGGAUUCAUAGCAAAAGGCAUAACCUUUGAGAACUACGCCGGAGCCAGCAAACACCAAGCCGUGGCCCUGAGGAGCGGUUCCGACCUCUCCGCCUUCUACCAAUGCAGCUUCGUCGCCUACCAAGACACUCUCUACGUCCACUCCCUCCGCCAAUUCUACCGCGAAUGCGACAUUUACGGCACCGUCGACUUCAUCUUCGGCAACGCCGCAGUGGUCUUCCAAAACUGCAACCUCUACGCUCGCAAGCCCGACCCAAAACAGAAGAAUCUAUUCACCGCACAAGGUAGAGAAGAUCCAAACCAGAACACUGGGAUUUCCAUCUUGAAUUGCAAGGUUGCUGCGGCUGCAGAUUUGAUCCCGGUGAAGGCGUCGUUCAAGAGUUACCUGGGUAGGCCUUGGAAGAAGUAUUCGAGAACGGUUUUUCUGAAUUCUUACAUAGAGGAUUUGAUUGACCCUGUUGGGUGGUUGGAAUGGGAUGGAACGUUUGCAUUGGAUACUCUGUAUUAUGGGGAGUACAAGAACAGAGGACCUGGUUCCAAUACAAGUGCUAGAGUUACAUGGCCGGGUUAUAAGGUCAUCAGUAGUUCUACUGAGGCAAGUCAAUUCACAGUUGGGGAGUUCAUACAAGGUAAUAAUUGGUUGAGCUCUACUGGAAUUCCAUUCUUCUCUGGUUUGAGUUGAAGGGUUAUGGUUUAUAUAGUUUACUAUGCUCUUUUUGUUUCCUUGUUAUGCACUAAAAUUAUAAUGUGAAUUGUUGCAAUAAUGGGUGGGAAAUAAGCAAUGAAUAAUCAAAAGUAUUUAGAAGCAUUGACUUUUGUGCUUCUUCCUUCUACAUGGAAAUCAGUGUAGACCUUCCUCUUGUCUUGACUAAGGAUCAAGAUGUAAUAAUAAUGUGUUGGAGGUGGAGGGGGAAGCUGUUGAAAAAGUGUAAAUGAAUCUUAUUUUAUCUGAUGAGUAUUGUUUCCAAUAUAUAGCUUUAAGCCACUUUGUUA